Rubroshorea leprosula is the source of this 1148-nucleotide messenger RNA. NCBI's taxonomy places the organism in Eukaryota, Viridiplantae, Streptophyta, Magnoliopsida, Malvales, Dipterocarpaceae. The record is from the annotation of a GenBank genome assembly.
AUAAAAUCGAGCGAGCUCGCUCCCAAGUAAUCCCGUCGGAGCAACAUUGUUGGUGUAUUUCGCUUUUCCUGCUAGACAGAAGCGAUGUCGUCGCCGGAAAUCUCCGGAAUCUUGGACAUCUCCAAGGAGCUCGAUCAGUUAAGGAAAGAACAGGAGGAGGUGCUCUCGGAGAUCAACAAGAUACAUAAGAAGCUCGGAGCUCCUCCUGAAGUAAUUGAGAAGCUUGGUGAGACAUUGUUGAAGCUGAAAAGUUUAUAUAUUCAGGCUAAAGAUCUUUCAGAAAAGGAAGUAAAAGUCUCAACUGCUUUACUCAAUCAACUUGAUGCUUUGCUACCCUCUGGAACUCCAGGGCAGCAACGGAGAAAAUUAGAAGGAAAUGAUCAGAGAAGGAAAAGAAUGAAGAGUGAUUCAGAUAUCUCCAGGCUUUUGCCUUCUAUGCGAAAUCAUGUUGAGACUUGUGCUGGUCUAAAGGGUGAACAGGUUGCUGCGAGAAUCACAGCAGAGAAUGCUGAAAAGGAUGUGUGGAUUGUAGCGAAAGUUACACAUUUUGAUAGGGAAACCAAGGAAUUUGAUGUACUUGAUGAGGAGCCAGGUGAAGAUGAAGAGGGUAGUGGCCAAAGAAAGUACAAGCUGCCUAUGUCCUGUAUCAUACCUUUUCCCAAGCGAAACAAUCCUGCGGCCAUCACAGAAUUCGCGACUGGAAGACCUGUUUUGGCUGUUUAUCCAGGAACUACCGAACUUUAUAAGGCAACUGUCAUUAGUACACCUCGAAAGAACAAGUCAGAAGAGUAUGUAUUGGAAUUUGAUGAUGAUGAGGAGGAUGGAUCCUUGCCUCAGAGGGCUGUACCCUUCCACAAGGUGGUUGCCCUGCCAGAAGGGCAUCGGCAGUGAAAUCUGUUUAUACUUUAUAGAUGUGUAUAAAUCUUGAGUUGGUGUCAUGGAAUUAUGAACCUGAACCCAACAUGUACCAUAUACACUGCUUGUCUAUUUUUACGGUUCUCGUCCUGGUACCAACUUUCUGGUUACCACUUUUGAAUUCUUGAUGCAUAUUAUAAAAGAACCAGUAGCUUGAUGACUCCCACGUAUUUUAAGGAUGUAAUAAAAUGUUCCAAUAUCAUAUUUUCGGAGAAGGUGCAAUACAACGCAUU